AAACAUGUUUCUUCCCUUUCCUGUUACUGAUUUUGGAGCCAUCUUGCUUUUGCAAGAGACCUGAUUAAUAGAUACUUCUUGCCAAUAUUCCAUUACUGAGGAGUCAGUACUGGGUCAGCUUAGCGGUAAACUUAAUUCAUUAAGGCAUUUCCUGGUGACAUUGCUUCACAUUUGCUUUUGAACUUGUACUGUAGUGGAACAGUGUCUGGAAAGGAGCUGGGAGUCUGGAAAACAGAGGGAUUUAAGGCAGCCCCAAAGGGAACACAUAUGUCUUCAAGUCUCUCCUUGCCCCUCCCUGUGCUCUUGAAGUGUUAGUUUGGCAAAGAAGGAAUUUCCCAAUUCAAGAACGAUGGCCUCGCAGGAGCAGGUCUGGCCAGUCCCAAUGAAGGCCAUUGGAGCACAAAACCUUUUGACAAUGCCUGGAGGAGUGACUAAAUCAGGGUAUCUUCAUAAAAAAGGAGGCACCCAGCUGCAGAUCUUGAAGUGGCCAUUGAGGUUUGUGAUUAUCCAUGAGGGAUGUAUUUACUAUUUCAAGAGCAGCACAUCUGCAUCUCCACAAGGUGCCUUUUCUUUGAAUGGUUACAACAGGGUUAUGCGGGCAGCUGAGGAGACGACAUCAAGCAAUGUGUUUCCUUUCAAGUUAGUUCACAUUAGCAAGAAGCACAGGACGUGGUUUUUCUCAGCUUCUUCUGAAGAUGAAAGAAAGAACUGGAUGCUAUCCCUGAGGAGGGAAAUUGAUCACUACCAUGAGAAGAAAGAAACAAUAACAGAAUUCAGUGACUCUGGUUCUGAUGCAGACAGUUUCUAUGGCUCCGUAGAACGUCCCAUUGAUAUCAAGUAUUCUCAUCAUUCAGCAGAUAAUGAAGAUUAUGACCAGGAGGAAGAGGAUGAAUCUUACUUGCAGCCAGAUACUUGUGACAUAGUGAAAGAUGAUAUGGUCUUGCCCCCAGCCUACCCACCUCCGCCAGUUCCUCAUGUCAGAAAAGCUGCCUACUCAGAAUCCAGGGCACAUUCCUUUGCUGGCAAAUCUACUGUGCCAGUACCACCACCGCCUCCUAAGAGAAGCUUACCCAAUAUCAAACUAGAGGAUGACUUAAACGUGAGAGAACCCCAGUUACAGUGCCGAGCUGAACCUAACCUAAAGGUUCAAUCCUCAAGCCGGAGACUAAGUGAACAGCUGCCCCCUGUGCCCCCUCUGCCUCCUUUCAAAAAGCCUGUGUGUGUCAAAGAUUCUGCCUCAUUGCCUCCAGAGCCUCUGCCGCUACCUCAAGUUCUUCCUACCCCAGAAGGAUGCGAGAAGCUGAAAACCUUAAACCUUUCACAGCGAACUCCUCCUCCACUACCAAGCAGUAAACCCAAGCUGUCACAGUUUACUGACAAACCAGCAGAGCCCAAAAUGCCAAGAGAACAUGGUAAACCUGGGCUGUUUGUGCCACCAGUGCUUCCAAAGCCACCUGUGCCAAGCCACCAGCCCCCUGCAAUCAAGCCUAGAUCAGAGAAGUCUUCAGGUCCCCAGUUACAGAGAUCACCACCAGAUGGACAGAGUUUUAGAAGCUUCUCAUUUGAAAAACCCGCACUACCCUCCAAGCCAAACCAACCUGAUGAUGAUUCUGAUGAUGACUAUGAGAAAGUUGGGCUGCCUGCUUCCAUAUUUCUUAAUACCUCUGAAUCCUUAGAAGUUGAAAGGACAUUUAAAGCUAGUAGCCCUCGGGGACAACCACAAAACGGAUUGUACUGUAUUAGGAACUCAUCUACUAAGCCUGGAAAGGUAUUGGUUGUAUGGGAUGAAUCUGCAGAAAAAGUGAGAAACUACAGAAUCUUUGAAAAGGAUUGCAAGUUUUAUCUGGAUUCAGACAUCAUGUUUUUGAACAUGGGAAGUUUGGUUGAAUACUACAGCACCCACGUCUUACCCAGUCAUGACAGCCUGAUUCUUCGGUGUCCUUAUGGUUACUCUAAACCAAGGUGACAUGACUGACAGAAUUCACUGACGCUUAGGACAAAUCGUUUCCCUGCUGCCCUUGAAUUAAAUGUGGGCUCCUACCACUGUUGGAAUCCCGUUGUUUGCACACAGAAACUGAGUCUGUUUCAACCAUUUAUUCUCACAUGAGUUGGAUAUAGACUCAUUUUAAUGAACUCUUGGUAAAACCUUACAGCCCAGAUCAGUGGAUUUUACGGUCUUUUCUUUUAAAAAGAUCUCAACUGAUUACGCUGUGAAAGCUGUCCAUGAUACCUACACCUUUUAUAAAACUGCUGCUAUUACUAAUCUCCGUGGAAUGUGGAAGAAGCGGUCUGAAUACAGUCAAUACAGAAGGGGGUAACUUCUGAACGUAUAUCAGAAUUCACUUGUGACAGGGAAUACUAAUACUCUGACUUGAAAGUAUCACUCCUUAAGUCAGCACUGGUGCUCAACUGAGAGUCUUUGUAUUACUUGUAUAGUUGACGUGUAAAUGAAGACUUCUGUGCAAAUAAUUUGGUUUACUGUAGGUAAAGAUAGUCGGGGAGUGUGGCUUUUUUUUAAGCCACCUCAUAUGCAAAUGUAACUUCUGAUUACGGUGUCUGCAGUAAUCAGUAUCAGGGUACUAUCCAACUGAUAGAGUUGUGGCAUCCCCUGUGUCACUUAAUGACGUGCACUUCAGGUAGGUGUGGAAUAAUAUUGACUUGGCUUUAUUGGGAGCCCCAUUCCUUAGUUUUGAACUGGAAGGGUAGAUGCCACUAGUGUUUUUACUAGGAAAGAGAAAGGACUACUUAAGAUCAAGGGGGAAGGGAGGGAUGAAAUCUUCUAAAUCCCCCAAAUUCUGAGUAGCAGUUUUCUCUCACAUUGCCAUCAUCAAAGGUUCUUUAAAACAAAACAACAGAAAAAUGAAACCAUAAGUGUGAUGCUAUCACGCCAUAAAACUCUAUGGCCCGUCUUUUAGAAUCAAGUUGUCAGCCCAGCUCUAAGGCAAAACAUACUGUCCUGGUCUACUUCUUGUAGAUCACCAAAAAUUUGUCCAUUAUUAAAAUCACUACUUAGUUUAGUUUCGUGCAAAAAAAACUAUUAAAAAAAAAAUCUGUUUUUAACAUACUGUCAGCACUAUCAGACUAUUGGUGAUGGGCAUUAGCAGGGUGAUUGUAAGAUAUGUUCCCUGAUAUUUUGGGGACAGGUAUCCUAAAACCAAGGGCUUGAUAUUUAUGCCAAAAUUACCCUAUUCCUAAAUUUUAAUAAAGAGGAUAAAUUUGUUUUAAUGACCUGUUAAGUAACUUUGUUGCCUCAAAAGUACUGUUAUAAUGGUCUUAUAUCUCUAAUAAUGUUUACAAGACUUGUAAAAAUAUUUUUUUUUAAAUCCUGUCACUCCUGAAACAGGAGGAAGUAUCUGAUGUCUGUCAAUCUGAGUCUGUAUCCAUAAACUUCAUUUUUGCUGUUACCUUUUCAAAGUUUAUACAUGUCAGGUUUAAUCUUGUUACAGUUAGAUGGUCACAACUUUAAAAACAUAAACAAAACCAUUACAGAGUAAGAAUUUUCUGUUUAUGAAAACAGCAGACCAGGAUUUAAUCCCUAGGGGAUUUUCCUUAAUUAAACAGAUGUAGUAUUAGGACCAUGCGUAGGAAUCAAGGCAAGAAACUCUGCCUUUGUCUUUUGUAAAACACAAACACAGUAUCAGUCUUCUGAUCUCUGUUCCCACUGUAAUAGGUUUUAUGUGCAUGAAGAAUAGGCAGUACUUAACUUCAGAUUCUGUUGAAUAUUGGAUAUUUUUAAGAUUCCAAUUCCUUUUAUUUUGAAUGAGUAUCCCUGUGGUUCACUGCCCUGUUACGAUCUCGUCUGUAAAGAAGGCUCAGCCAUUUUAAAAGAUAUUUUUGGCAUAUAGAUAUAUGUAUAUCAGAGCAAGUUCUAGGAUCUUGCAGUAUUUACAUAUACUGUUUACAGAGUAAAUUCUUCUCUGUCUGGGAAUAAUUGACUUCAUUGUGUUUUGACAGUCAUACUUACAGUAUGCUAUCAUUGUGGCCCUAUUUAGAUGUCAUAAUUUUGUUUGCAACCACAUACUCUUAAGAUUUUUAAACCAUAAAAAUACUUGUGUAAUCAAAUACAUAUAAAACAUCACACUGUCUUUAUCUGUGUAAUACAGUAUUUGCAAAUAUGUAAAAUGUUGUGUUAAUUUCCUUUUUUAUAUAAAUGUAUAUAUUUCUGAAGUGGAUAAACUUUCAAUGCCAGUUCACCUGA
This is a messenger RNA of Columba livia (rock pigeon), 4198 nucleotides long. It is a transcript of the gene SH3BP2, whose product is annotated as SH3 domain binding protein 2. Gene Ontology annotation, biological process: signal transduction. The record is from RefSeq and is a predicted model, not a curated record. The transcript has 15 exons. Gene Ontology annotation, molecular function: SH3 domain binding. NCBI's taxonomy places the organism in Eukaryota, Metazoa, Chordata, Aves, Columbiformes, Columbidae. Bases 350 to 1966 code for a protein of 538 amino acids.